This is a messenger RNA of Cyclopterus lumpus (lumpfish), 1023 nucleotides long. Its product is annotated as beta-2 adrenergic receptor. The coding region runs from base 10 to 1023 and encodes 337 amino acids. Lineage: Eukaryota; Metazoa; Chordata; Actinopteri; Perciformes; Cyclopteridae. The transcript has a single exon. Gene Ontology annotation, biological process: G protein-coupled receptor signaling pathway, coupled to cyclic nucleotide second messenger; chemical synaptic transmission. Gene Ontology annotation, molecular function: neurotransmitter receptor activity; G protein-coupled serotonin receptor activity. Gene Ontology annotation, cellular component: dendrite; membrane. The record is from RefSeq and is a predicted model, not a curated record.
ACCAAAUCAAUGAUGCCGGACCAAACGGAGCUCUGCACCGUGUGCUGCUGUACGCUGGCCAACAAGGUCCUCAUGGUGCUCUUCAUGGUGCUGCUGAUCCUCGCCAUCUUGUUUGGGAACUUGGUGACUCUCGCCGUGGUUCUCGGAACCAAACACUUCCACACGCCGCAGGGGUACCUGAAGGCGUCGCUCGCCGUGGCGGACCUGGCGGUGGGGGCGUUCGUGGUGCCGCUGUCCGUCUACGCCGAGGUCUACCUCAUGGCGACCGACUCGGCGCCGGAGUGGACCUCGUACAAUUCGCGGUCGGUGCGUUUCCACCCGUGCAACGUCAUCGGCCCCGUCUUCGCCGGGUGCACCUUGGUCUCCAUCACCACCAUCUUCCUGCUGACCAUCGAGCGCAGCAUCGCCGUGCUGAGGCCGCUGCACAAGGACUCCGUGAUCACGCGGAGGAGGACCAGGAUCCUCGUCGUCCUCUCCUGGGCGGGGAGCUUCUCCCUGGCGGUGUCUCCGAUGGUCUUCAGCAGCGAGAUCGCUCUGGAGUACAACUCCUGCAGCCGGAUGUGCAACUACGCGCUGGGCGCCGUCGGCGAGUUCCCGAGCCCGGCCUGGAACAUCCUCCUCCUCUUCCCGGCCUUUGACUUCACCCUCCUCGGUGCAACGGUGGUCAUCAACGUGGUCUCCCUGUCCGGCAUCAGGCAGCACUCCAAGCGGAGGAAACGCCUGGCCGAGAGCGAGCGCCACGGCGUCACCAAACCCACUUUCUCCGACAUCAAAGCGGCCAAAACCAUCGGGACGCUGACCGUGGCGUUCACCUCCUCGUUCACCCCCAUCGCCGUCUUCGUGGUGGGGAACGUUUUGGGGAACGAAUGGUGCGACUUUUCCUUUUUCGCCUUCUGGAUUUUGGCCAGCAACAGCUGCUGGAAUGUGAUAAUUUACAGCGUGAGGGAUCAGAAGUUCAGACGCUGCGCUCACAAGCUGUUCGUCAAAGGAUCCAAGAGCUCAGGAACCAAACGCUUGAGUUGA